CCAGAGAAGACACUUAAUGUAAACAAUGAUUUUCGGAUGGGGGCCGCCAUCUUUUCAUUUAUUCUAAAAUGAUAUCCAUACAGUAUACACAGUCAUGCUCACUUGGUAUAAAUAAUUUUUUCGCCAAAACACGAUGUCGUUUAAAGUACUUCACUGUGCAAUUCUUCUGGGCAUUUUGUGUGGUGCGUUAGGUUCCAAGCUGAACGUGCCCAGAGUUUUGUUACCGGUUUUAGAUCGGUUUACAGUGAAUUUCAUCGUAGAAGUAACCGACGGCGGUUGUUACAAAUGGUCUUUGUUCAAAGGGGACAACAUCGUCAAGCUCUUGCCGCUUGAUUUAAAUCCGAAUUUGGGAUGUUCUUCGAGGGUUUCGGUGUCACCAUUGUCCAAUGAUAAAGUCCGUAAAACAGCGAUUAUUUUCGCAGAGGACAUCAGUUCUGGUGACGUGAUUCACUGCCACGUUAUCGUCGACACAAUCGCGUCUCUCCAAAUCGUCACCAAAACCCGAGAGCUAUUCGUUGGUGAUGCGCCUGAACUAUUCGAAGUAUCUGCGUUCGAUGAUCAAGGCAAUCGUUUUACAACGUUGGACGGCGUGGAAUUCCAAUGGUCAAUAAACGUUCUCAGAGACCCGACUAAUACGGUUUUACAAUUUAUUUCAUUUAAAAAUUCGCCAUACAGCACUCCUCCAGAUCUGUACGAAUUGGACGAAAAAAACAAACAGGGGCAUAUGGUCCUCGUUGAAGGAGUUAAAACUGGAUCGGCGAUAGUAUCUGUGAAAUUGGCAUCGGCUGACAAACCAAUAUCUCAAGUAGAAUUGUCUGUUAUCGCCAAUUUAAGAUUAAAUCCAGCACACGUUAACAUAUUACCUGGAGAUUUGUUACAAAUAGAUAUUUAUCAGAUUCAAAACGAAAAAAUGGUACAGAUAAAAUUACCUUCAAAACAAUUUUCAGUUGAAUUUGACACGAUGACUGAUUCAUUGGACGUCUUGAUAGCAGAAAACGAUUCUGGCCUGUUUAGAGGUUUAAAACCGGGUCAGGUCAGGCUGAAUUUGAACGAUAAUCACAUUGAAGCAAAAAACGACACUUUGCCCAAAGCGAUUAGUAGUUUUGUUAAUGUAUGCAAAGCGAAGUAUCUGUCAAUCGUAAUCAAACCUCACAACCGGCAGACACUAAUCAUUGACAAUGUGUACGAGUUGGAAGUUUACCUUUUCAAUAGCAACAAUCAGUCUAUUCAAAUUGGGCCUAACGUUGACAUUGCGGUUAAUUUGCCCGAUGAAUAUUUCAAAGUACUACAAACCACGCGUAACGGAUCUUUCGUUGUUGUUCAACCUAUUAAAUUGGGAAUACCAAAAGUUAAAGCAUCGCUGAUAGAACCCUAUGAAGACGCAGCAACAAAUGUCAUAAUUUCUGUUCCCAUUUACUCUCGAGUGAAAGUAAAACCGGCUGAUGUUGUAUUUCCUUGGCAUCUAAAUCUCAACAGCGGAUUACAGUAUGCAUUGGAAGCGACUGGCGGCGAUAAAAAAUAUAGUUGGACUACUAACGACGCUACCAUAAGUACAGUAUCGUCGGUCGGAGUCGUCACAUCUCAAGGUUUAGGCGAAAACAAUGUGUCGGCCACCAUGACAAGAGACGUAACAAAUCGAGGUUUUGCUAAUGUCAAAGUGGUCAUGCCAGAUGAGUUGAAAAUAAUUGCUCAACCUGUCGAACAAGAGGCGGGUAAACUCAUAGUGUUGUACAUGCAGUUAAUCGUCAAAAAUGCGGGUUUUAAUGAAGAAACCAGUGCAACAGUUUGUAACCAUAAUCAGUUUAAAAUUGACAUCGAUGACUUCCAGUUCACGGUAAAACCUUACAAAUCGAAUUUGCUCGUAAGCGAUUCUUGUGCUGCCUUUUCCAUAAGUUCCGAUGUGGUUUCUUCUACCCGGGUGACUGUAUCAUUUGAAACGGCUAUCAACAUUUUAAAGGCAUCAGUUAUUGUCAGUACGUUUAAGAAAUUAGUUCCGUUGCGACCCGAAUCUAAACGAACAGUGUUGGCUCCCGGUUGUUCCACCACACUGCUGUUCUACGGAGGUCCUCAACCGUGGUUGGGCCAUAGCACCGAUUAUAAGGUCGAAUUUAACAUCGAUAAUGAUCUGAUCAAAUUUGGUGAACUUCCAGUGAACCGCGAUGUGGACGGCCAUAAGACAUAUGCUUAUUCAGUCACUUGCAAGAGUUUGGGGUCCUCAAAAGCAAAUCUCACCGUAAGAAGUAUUUCAGAUACACACAAAUCAAAUAUAACUGAAGUGGUUUCCAAAACGUCGGUAGAAAUUAUUUGUGCAUCGCCCAAGUUUAUAAAAGCGUUGGCUACCGACAUCGAAGACAGUUGUCCGCUUACAAAAUCUUCACACAAAAUUGUGUCGCUUAAUUUUGAAAAAUUACGUGUUCGUAUCAACAUAGUAGAUGAAAAUGGCAAUAUUUUUGACAAUGCUACUAUGUUGAAUGCCAGUUGGUCCGUUACAGACGCCAGUCUAGUGAGAGUCGUUGAUAUACUGAAUUUGAACGAGAUCAAAGAGUAUGGAUUUUCGUUUCCCGAUUACCAUUUUGCGAUCUUAGAACCCCUGAAUAAAAUCGGAUCGACUGAUGUAGCCGUGCAGUUGACGGGCUAUAAAAAACCAUUUACUGUACCCAACGACUCGCGUUUCAGUUCGUUUUUAGGGUCAGACACAAAAGUAUCAGCAAUAAGUCCGCCUAUCAAGCAUUCGCUGACAAUAUUAUUGGUAAAUAAUGUAGUUGUCAAGCCCGAAAAAGUAUCUGUUGUUUAUCAUCCAAAAAUCACAAGCAAACUGUAUGUUGACCAAGGUUCUGGGUACUUCAACGUACACAUGACUUCACAAGACAUAGCCAAAGUGACUCACAGUGGAAGGCAAAUAGAAGUCACUCCAUUAGCUCCAGGAAGUUUAGCACUAAAUAUAGUAGAUUUGUGCUUGAAAUCUAAACAGGCCGAAGUUACCUUUGAAGUGCGCAGUAUUUAUCGUAUUGAACUGUUGACUAAUGCUUUUGUAGAAGUUGGUGAAAGUAUUCGAGCUCUUAUAAAAGUCUACGACUCCGAAGACAACCUGCUUGCUUUCCAGGCGAACGUCCUGAAAAUCCAGUCUUUUACCGAAUCUAACAUAUUGACAGUGACAAAACAAAAAGACGAACCUCAGCGAAAAGAUUUUGACAACGAAAUAGUAUUUAACAUCAAAGGUUUGGAAUUGGGAGAAACAAAUAUAUAUUUUGUAGCCGACACUUAUCAUUCUAAGCAAAUACGCACCCAAACGUCUUCUAUUCGAGUUUACUCUCCUCUUCAAAUAACUCCUCGGAAUUUGACACUGGCCGUUGGGUCUAGUUAUCAGUUAACAGUUCACGGAGGCCCACAACUGGAAUGUGUAUUCGAAUACACGUCUGACGACGACAAUAUAGUGAAAGUCAUUAACGGUGGUCUGGUCAAAGGAUUGAAAGUGGGCACCAUUACCGUAACCGGUAUGGCAGUUGGUGUCGAUGUGAUCAGCGGCAAGAAAGUUGUAUAUUCCAAAGACAUAAUCACCGUUAAAGUAGUCAAGUUAACAAAUGUUAAAAUUGAAGUUCCGCUUUUGAAAAUAAAAUCUGGAGAAAUUAUGCCUGCUUGGGUUCGAGGGGUGCCCGACGCUCUUAGUCCGAUCAUCAUUGGUACGAUUAAACCGUCUUUAUUGUACCAAUGGAGUACGUCGUCUGCUGGAGUUAUUCAUAUAUCGGAUGUUCUAGAAAAUACGGGAAUACUAGUACGAGAAGAAGACAGAUUAUCGGUGCGUAUUCGUGCUAUCAGAGCGGGAAACACCAGAGUCAGCGUUACAGUAUCAGAUCCAUCGUCGAAAGUAGUUUUCACAAAUUUUAUCGAUGUUACCGUGUAUGAUGAGUUGCGUUUGAUUUCUCACUCAUUGCCGUUGAACAGUUUGAUUGUUGCUCCAAAUACUGAAUUCACAUUAACGACCAACAAGUAUAAAACCGCUAAACAGUCGUACUGGGUCGUCGGAAGUUCUAAAUUUGAAAAAAACAACCUGAUCGAACAAGACAAAAGCUACAACACCCCUACAAUAUCUAUAGAUGACACCACCGGUACAAUAAGAACGUCUAAUUCGUUGGGCCGUGCGAAUAUAUUUAUUACUUCAACCGAAGAUUUUAACAUCGUACAAUCUUUGGACGUGCCGAUCGAGGUGAAACGAGUCCAUUAUAUAAUGUUGAACCUUGAGACUACGAUUAGUUCCAAAGAACCUUCGGAGAUGUCGAUGAUUCCUAGCGGCAUGAAUAUGAAAUUGGUCGUUACUUACCACGAUGAUAAGGGAACACCAUUUAAAGAGAUCAAUUCUAAUAUUCGAUAUUCGACAAAUCAUCAGAAUCAAAUAUCGAUGACGCCGGGCAAUCUAAAAAACAGUAUGCAAGUUUCACUAUUUGAAUCGGGCGAAGUAAUAUUGAAGAUUUGGGAUGAUGGUGUGCAACAUUUUAAGGAAGACUACAUUAAAUUCAAUGUCGAACAUUUGAUCUAUCCUAACCAAGCCACUGUUACUGUGGGCGAUGUGAUAUGUUUUUUGAUGCCUGUGAAAUUCAACGAAGAAGGACUUGGCGAAUGGCAGUCUGAUAAUGUUAAGUCGUUGACAGUUGAAAACUUAUCCGGAUUCAGCGUAGCCAUGGCGCCGUCUGACGUUUUUGUCACGUAUUCAAACAAAAAAUUUACGACAUCGACUAGUGUUAAUAUUUUACCCAUCAAGGAAAUAAUUAUUUUACCGGCGGACAAAAGUGUAUUAAGCAAUAGUGGCCCGAUUGACAUUCCGUUAAUCUUACUCAAUGAACUCGAGUCUCCUACGUCUAUUAAGAGCAAAAAAGGAAACUUGUGGGAAUGGCGCGACGACGAUUGUUCCAAACGCAACAACAUAGUAAAACGUUAUCCGUUUGUCUGUCACGUUCGUUUCGAACCCAUCUCGUCCGGCCAAGUAGAAAUUCCACUGAUCAAUCGUAUAUUCGAUAUAAAUCCAAAAUUCAACACAAGAACAGGAUUCUACAGCUGUCAGCUUACGCCGCUACCGAUAACCGACCCGGAAAUGAGUUUGUUCAAAGCUAAAAUUGCAGUUCAAGUAUCUGCAGGCAACAUACAUACCGAUUUUAAAGAAUUCAAAUUCUCUCCAUCGGUUUUCAUAAACAAAAAAGAAUUAUUUUUCGGACAAUUGAGUGGGAACGACAAGCUUAUAUUGAUCGGCUUACCUCAAAUACUAUCACAAAUAGAAGUUACAUCGAGUAAUACGUCGCUGGUGCGUCCAGUGUUAUCCAAUGAAAGCGAAAACGAAAAAGUUUAUGUGUUCGAAGUAAACGAAUAUUUUUGGAAUAGUACGUUCCCCGACUUACAUAUUGUUGUCUUUUCACGUUUAACGGACCAGCACUCAAAGAUUGCCAUUGUGACUUCGCGUUCGUUAUUCAAUUACGACUUUUCGAGAACAAACGCCAACACGCAGCACAGCGCCAAUAAAGUGCAUCGACCAUCAAUGUUUUACUUUCUGCCCGCACAAUUUUCCAGUAGCGUGUUCUUUAAUCCGUACAUAAUUGCUUUGGCCGUAGCAAUCGUCACUUCAUGUUUCAUUUAUUGCUACGGACUGCCGAUGUGGAACAACAGUAUGUUUUUCAUCAAAAAUCCUCCGAAUCCUCCUUCUCCAUCAGUCGUCGGCUUCUACAACAGGAGUUAUUCAAGUGAUCAAAGUAAUAGGUCUCCGUCGUUGAGCCUGAACCGAUCUCUUACGAGGAGACAAUAAAUGCUGUUGGCCGAAAUUGAAUAUAGUGAUAACUAUUUAAUAUAUCUCGUAAAAUGUUGUAUUAUUUAUUAUUUUGUAUAUAUUUAUAUAAGUAUAUCAUUUAAGUACGCACAAGUUUUCUUUUUUGAAAACAAAAAAAGUUCUAAGCUGUAAUUUUCUUUAAAACAAUUUUUUUUUUAUUAAAUUGUAAAGUUACGCUUGUUAUAUUACUAUGUAAACUUGUUGACAAAAAAAAAAAAAAACUGACCGCUUUUAUGUUAUAUUAUGUCUGUUAUAAAU
Adelges cooleyi (spruce gall adelgid) is the source of this 6067-nucleotide messenger RNA. RefSeq names its product nuclear pore membrane glycoprotein 210-like. NCBI's taxonomy places the organism in Eukaryota, Metazoa, Arthropoda, Insecta, Hemiptera, Adelgidae. The record is from RefSeq and is a predicted model, not a curated record. The coding region runs from base 134 to 5788 and encodes 1884 amino acids. The transcript has 19 exons. Gene Ontology annotation, cellular component: nuclear pore.